GAUCAAUUCAGUUUCAUAUAAACAUCUGAAUAAGUAAUAUAUGUACAAUUGAGUGAAUUUUGUAUUUAUUAAAACAAAGCAAAUUGAAAAAUAAAGAAGAAUGAAGGCGUCCGCAUUUUCUACGUCAUUCUUGAUUUUUUGUUCAUUGAGUAGAAUACCAGCUCUAACAUUCGAUCCUGUGGUAUCUAUGAAAGAAACUACACGGAGUGAUUCUUAUAAUUUGAAAUUAAUUUACAGACAUCUGAAAGACGUUUCCAGUCCAAGGGUUUCUCCAAUUAGAUACAAGUAUGCUAAAAUACUAGAACUACUUAACAACACAUCUGAUUAUUAUGAAAGGGAAACUGUUACGAUAUCAGACAAUGUGGAAAAGUUUCUAAAUACAACAUUGGACACUGUCACCGACAAAUGUUCAAAUCUUAUAGAUGCAAACGCUUGGAAGUAUGUUGGUAGAAAUUACACUGUUUACAGUGCAGCAGUUAACAAACUCGAGGAAUUUUUAAUCAGUCCAAUAAAUAAAACCCACAAACAAAUUGACAGCAUCAUGCUGGCCACAAAUUUAAUAUUCAAAUUGGGAAACUUGAUUCAUUCGUUGGAAAAGUGUUUCGACGAUAAAGAACGCUUAAAUGAGGAGCACGUUAUGAGAGUGAUGGUUUUGAUUUUGCGUCAAAUUUCCAAAAAUAUAUUUUUAGCUGGUAAAAUAAACCUAGAUGGAGAAUACCUGGAAAAUCCUAAGUCUGCGGACUGCUCAAAAGUUUUUUUUCCAAUGCGAGGUAAUAGUUUGUUAUUUGAUGCACUGAUGGUAGACAUUCAUUCGCCUUUUGAAUCUUGCUACAAACAUGAAGAUUUUGAUAAUUGUGCUUUUGAUCUUUUGAAAAACUGCGAAGCAGAACUAGCAACAGUUUUAAAAAUGGCGUGGUGUCCGCCUGAAUCAGAUGGAUGCAAAACUUUGUAAUAUCGUGCUGUUUUAUAUGGGCUAAUUUUAUUUAUUUCAGAUUAUUUGAUUAAAAACGUACGUCCACUUUAAGAAACAUUAUCGAACAAUAUUUUAAAAAUCUUUUCCAUUUCUCUUAAAUUAUUUAUUCAUUAUUUUAAUUUCGAUUAGAAACAUCUGUAU
This is a messenger RNA of Belonocnema kinseyi, 1114 nucleotides long. RefSeq lists its product as uncharacterized. The coding region runs from base 101 to 952 and encodes 283 amino acids. The record is from RefSeq and is a predicted model, not a curated record. The transcript is spliced from 6 exons. NCBI's taxonomy places the organism in Eukaryota, Metazoa, Arthropoda, Insecta, Hymenoptera, Cynipidae.